GUGUAUAGGGGAUCAAGUAUGGCAAGCAAAACUUCCUCAGUUGACCUGGUGCUUGAAGCAUUAGGAGGUAGAGGACGGUACCAGAAAUUUCAGUACUUUGCGAGCAAUUUGUCAGCUUUAUCAGCGUCGUUCCAGCUCCUCAGCAUUGUAUUUGUGGGUAGACAUGUGGCCCAUACCUGUAAGCAGCCGGUGAAUAUAUCUGAUAUCUACCGGGUCAUUGACAAUGACCUCUUUCAGGCCAACAACAGUAUCGUGUACUUUGAGAAAUGUAACAUACGGGUGGAAGCCAAUAUUUCUGGCAAUGUCUCCACCUCCGAUUUGUCCUGUAUCUACGGAUACGAGUAUGAGGACAGGAAAGAGACUUCGUUGAUGUCUGACAUGGACAUAGUAUGUGACAGAUCACAUUUGAGGGGAUUUGCACAGACGCUGCUCAUCAUAGGCCAGGGUAUCGGAGCUUUCAUCCUCCCCGCCCUCUCGGACCGAUAUGGACGCCGCCCUGUUCAACUCGCCGCUCACCUUUGUGUUCUUGCAUUAGGCGUGUGCGUCGCCUUCGCCCCUGACUACACUGCAUUUCUUGUGAUACGGGUGUUCUUGGGAAUUGUGCAACAGGGAAUUGUUCUGACAAGCAUAACAAUAAACAUUGAGCUCUUCCACUCUCGUCAUCGAAAGCUAUGUGGGCUCUUUGGAUGCCUUCGUGGGCAACUUGCAACUCUUUAAUCGCUCUAAACGCCUACUUGAUGCAGAGCUACUCCUGGAGAACUACACAGCUUGUCUACUGUUCAGCGUCCUUAUUGGUCUUUGUCCAGUACUUCAUUCUGGACGAAUCUCUGUCUUGGUUGAUCACCAACAACAAGACCAAGCAGGUCACCAAGAAUCUCAAAAAAGCAGCUCGCAUCAGCGGUAAAGACUAUCAAACUGUUUUGAAUGUUUACAAGGACCUACAGAA
Haliotis rufescens (red abalone) is the source of this 946-nucleotide messenger RNA. RefSeq names its product solute carrier family 22 member 8-like. Gene Ontology annotation, biological process: transmembrane transport. Gene Ontology annotation, molecular function: transmembrane transporter activity. The transcript is spliced from 5 exons. The record is from RefSeq and is a predicted model, not a curated record. NCBI's taxonomy places the organism in Eukaryota, Metazoa, Mollusca, Gastropoda, Lepetellida, Haliotidae. Bases 19 to 717 code for a protein of 232 amino acids.